ACAGCAAAAAAGGAAAUCUUGAACACCCCAGCCUGUCAGCCUCUGUAGUUUACAUCAUCAGCCUGUUCUUUUUGUCUUAAAUUCACUUUUCAGCAUUUAUCUGUGAGCCUCCAGUAUCUGUAGCAGAAGAGAAAUGACCAAAACCCUUAAGGCUGUUAAAUUAAGCAGUGAGGACUGAUUUCUCUACAGAUACUGUGGGAUAACAGCAUCCAUCACCCCUGCUCUCCUCCUGCAGUAAUGGAAAUCAAAACCCUAUGUUAUUUUCAAGAAAUGCAUCAGGCCAUGCGUUUAUAUGCCUGUAGGUGUCGAAGUCUGGAAUUCUGCAGUAUGGUAGCUGAGACCUGAAACCUGUGUCCUGCUCCUAACAUUUUUUAGCAGCUGGAGUCCACAUGUGCUUUGGGUGCUCCUUGAUCUGUUAACAUUGCCCUUGAGAGGAGCUGAUGCAUCAGUGAACACCCACCAAAUGACCACUGCUCUUUUACCAGGCACCUCUCCGAAGUGCGCAGCAUGACAGAGCUCCACGAAGCUGUGGCUUUGGGGGACUACGACCUGGUGGAUGAGAUUUUGAGGACAGGGCGCUGCGAUCCAAAUCACAAGGAUGCUGACUGGCACGACAGGACCCCGCUGCACUGGGCUGCUGCCAGAGGGCAAUCGGAGCUGGUCAAGCUCCUCGUGAAUCACGGUGCCCGGCAUUGCCUGCGGAGUGACGUGGGCUGGACACCGGCUCACUUUGCUGCCGAGUCGGGGAGACUGGGAGUGCUUCGCACCCUUCAUUCCCUGCAUGCUGCCAUGGAUGCAGCUGACCUCUUUGGUGACACUCCCAAACGGCUUGCAGAAAUCUACGGUCACCAAGACUGCUCCAGGUUCUUGGAAAAAGCAGAGGAGGAGAGCAGAAACUAUCGCAGGACAGCUGCAAUGAAAGGCAUCUCCUUAGACCAGAGAGAUGAAGACUGGGAACUCAAGAAAGACGAGCUUCUGAGAAACCCACCAUGUUCUCGGGAACGCUACACACCCUCUGCUCAAAAGAAAAAUCGAAAAAAAAGGGGGAAGCAGUAGUGUGCCCACUGAGAUCUUGCAAUGCAGAGCAAAGACACUGGCAGACCUCAGGUGCAUCUGCAGGGUGAAAUAUGGAUGGACAGGAGAAGCAGAUGGCCACCGGGAUACAUUCUUGUGAUGUACCGUAAAUGCUGUCAUUGAUAGGGAGCAGGUAGAAGUGCUUCUGUCUGUCUGUGUGUCUAUACAUAUCAGAUCUCAAAUAUCAGAAAACUGCAGAAGAUGUUUAAAUAUACUAAUACUCUAAUUCACUGAAGUGU
Falco peregrinus (peregrine falcon) is the source of this 1313-nucleotide messenger RNA. RefSeq names its product ankyrin repeat domain 66 (gene ANKRD66). The record is from RefSeq and is a predicted model, not a curated record. The coding region runs from base 508 to 1056 and encodes 182 amino acids. The transcript is spliced from 4 exons. Gene Ontology annotation, molecular function: protein binding. Lineage: Eukaryota; Metazoa; Chordata; Aves; Falconiformes; Falconidae.